Messenger RNA from Xiphias gladius (swordfish), 2718 nucleotides. It is a transcript of the gene elf2a, whose product is annotated as E74-like factor 2a (ets domain transcription factor). Gene Ontology annotation, cellular component: nucleus. Gene Ontology annotation, molecular function: DNA-binding transcription factor activity, RNA polymerase II-specific; sequence-specific DNA binding. Bases 351 to 2054 code for a protein of 567 amino acids. The transcript is spliced from 9 exons. Gene Ontology annotation, biological process: cell differentiation; regulation of transcription by RNA polymerase II. The record is from RefSeq and is a predicted model, not a curated record. NCBI's taxonomy places the organism in Eukaryota, Metazoa, Chordata, Actinopteri, Istiophoriformes, Xiphiidae.
CGUUGAUGGGGUUUGUCCUCGUGACGUCACAGCGGUCUGUGCUUUGACCCACUGGAUCGGUUGUGGCGAAGAGGCGGCGCGCCGGAAAGCUAAAGGAUAGCAAGAAACUAGCAAUAAUCAAAACCAAACUUUAGGGCCUCCAUCCGCGUUCAUCCUUUAGAUUUCAACGCAGGACGUCUAUAGGUGUCUGCAAAGUGAUUCCCGAGGGACGGAGGACUUGCAAACGCUUGGUUAUGCGAGCGAAGUAAGCGUUGUAGCCUCGUCAACUUGGCUAACAUUAGCUAAAAUUAGGCCCAGCUAGUGCAAGCCGUGGAUCUUUUCGCUAGCAAAAGCAAAACAAGGAAUGAGUGAUGACUUCUGUGGUAGUGUCAGACGGUGGAGGGAACAUAGUGGAGUAUGUCACUGUGGUGGAGGAACCCCAGCAGUGUGAGCAGCAUCCGAUUGAGGAGGAGGAGGAGGAGGAGGAAGAAGAAGAAGUGGUUCAGCAGGAGGUAGAGGCAGUGAUCAUGGAGGGCGGCGAGGAGGUGGAGGAAGAUGUGGAAGAGAAAGAAGGUGUGGUGCUGCAGGAAGAGGGCUGUCCAGCUGUAAUCGUGGAGGAGAUGCCCAGCGCCCAGGUGGAGGAGUGCUACUCAGCCCAGGUCCUGGUCUACGAUGACGAGACAUAUCUGAUGCAGGACGUGGCUGAGGAGCAGGUGGUUGUCACUGAAGUGGCUGAGACUGUGGAGAUGUCGGGUCAUGACAUGGUGUGUUUUGACAAAACAUUUGAAGCAGCUGAAGCUCUUCUCCACAUGGAGUCUCCUGGAGGACUGCACAGUGAACGCAACACAGCAGAGGAUGUGAUGAUGGAGACAGUGGUGGAGGUGUCUACAGAGUGUGGACCCAUAGAGGAGGAGUCCUUCCCUAUCCCGCCUGAAUGUGAACCUGCUGCCAAGAAGAAGAGAGGAGCAGGUGGACGUAAGCCCAAGUCACACCAGCCUACUUCCAAUGGAUCCUUUGACCUGGGGAUCAAGAAGAGACCAAGGGAGGGCAAAGGCAACACCACCUAUCUGUGGGAGUUCCUGUUGGAGCUGCUGCAGGAUAAAAACACCUGUCCUCGGUACAUCAAGUGGAUGCAGAGAGAGAAGGGCAUCUUCAAACUGGUCGACUCCAAGGCUGUGUCCAAACUAUGGGGGAAACACAAGAACAAGCCCGACAUGAACUACGAGACCAUGGGCCGAGCCCUGAGGUAUUACUACCAACGUGGCAUCCUGGCGAAGGUAGAGGGUCAGCGUCUGGCCUACCAGUUUAAAGACAUGCCUAAGAACAUUCGCGUGAUCGAUGAGGAGGAGGAGGGCGAGGAGGUGGAAGACAGUGAGGGCGUGGUGUCUGGCCAGCACCUGGUUCACCAGCAGGGCCCUGCCAGCCUGGGCACCAACUCCCCUGCUGCCACCCAGCCUCAGCAGACCUACGUCACUGUCAUCCCCAGCAAUGCCACCACCAGGCCCAUCCGAGCCAUGCCAGUGGUCAUGACCAACUCACUAGGUCAGAUGACGUUAAAUUCCUCGCCCAUUCUCACCACCACGGGGGUCCCGGUAACGGUUGCUAACGCCUCCGCCAGUGCUACCCCCAAACUGGUGAUCCAGGCUCUGCCGACUGUGCUACCUGCCGGCUCCAAAGCAGGAGAGAAGAUCACAAUCAUCACCAUCCCGGCCAACCAGCUGGCCACUCUCAUGCAGGCCAACCCACCUGGCCAGGUCACGCAGCUCAUCCAGGCCAAACCUGUUUCUACACAGCUGGCACAGGCUGCUGCUAAACCUACACCCGGCACUGCGCCUACGGUCCAGCUAACGACGGGCCGGUCGGCGCCACAGCUCAUUCUGGCCAAGCCGGCGGCAGUGGCUCAGCCGUUGCCUCAGUUUCAGGUGAGCCAGUCUCACUCCGCCCUGCCCAAAAUACCCACCCAACCCUUGAAGCCCUCCAACUGUCAGCCUGAGGCAGCACAAUCAGAAGUAGCAGCAGAGGCUCCGCCCCCCUCCAGCCCACUAGCAGCAUCAGCAGAAACCCCAUCAUCCUGAGAACAUUGCCCUGAGCUGGGGCGGGGGGGGUUGUCACUGGGGACACUGCUGAGGAAGUGCGGGACACAUCCCACACCCCCCCCCCCGCCUCAGACCAGACCUACGCUCUCAUUGUCUCAGACUGUCAGCCUAAUGUUCGUCUCCAGGGAAACUGAGGCCCCACAAAGGAUUAAAGGGACUGUUGUACACACGCACGCAUACACACACAGAUCCUUCAGAGCUCAGAAGAUAUGGGCAGCCUUAGAUUGUACAUGAAAAAACUCCUUUUUGUAAUCAAACCUAAUAUAAAAAGUCUGACAAGACUUUGUUGUAAACAGAAAUGUAAAAAGCAUUUUUUGAUACUCAGCGGAUAUGUAUCAGUACAGACGUAGUUGGAGUUCACCUCUUUGUUUCCUCCUCUGUUUCAGUCUUUAAUGGUUUGUCUUCAGAGUUCUGUUACUCACAGCACUGUCACCUUCUCCCAACACUUAUCUCUUUUUGUACUGUUCAUAAAAAGGGAGUAAAAGGAUGUUUGCAUCAAGAUAAAAGAACUAAAUGGUGUGCUCCACAUUUGAAGUAUGAUAUACUAUUUUUUUCUUGUACUAUCAGUGUAUUGAAGUAGAUUUUACUGAAAUAUGUAUUAUAAAAAAAGACAAAUGUGAAUUAAAACUGUCUAAAGUUGUUU